Molecule: messenger RNA, 306 nt
Organism: Trichoderma atroviride IMI 206040
Lineage: Eukaryota; Fungi; Ascomycota; Sordariomycetes; Hypocreales; Hypocreaceae
Source: RefSeq, a predicted model, not a curated record
AUGGAGAACCCCGGCGGCAACAGCAGCAACAACAAUCCCGAGCAGCAGACCAGCCUGAUGGGCGGCCAUGCUCAGUAUCUCAAGGGCGUUGGAGAGGCGGCUGUUGGAAGCAUCAGCGGCUCCAAAGCCUGGGCCGACUCGGGAGUCCACGACAAGGAAGCCGGCCUUGCCGCAAUGAAGAAGGCGGGCGAACAGCGAGAUCCCAACCAGGGCUAUGGCCGAGCCGAAGAGUGGGCGGGCAAGUUGACCGGCUGCGAGGGAAUGCAGAAGGAGGGCUUCGAGAGUGCUCAUCAGAGGAAAGACUGA